AUGAGUAUUGGCAACGGAAUAAUCAAUCAAACGAUGCAUCAUCGAGUCCAAAUGCCUAAAACAUAUUACGUGCCUUCAACAGAUGUCGUGACAACAAUUGUCCUACCAACAAUUCUGUUUUGUAUCGCUAUGGUAAUCGCGAUGAUCAUCGGAAUAAACAAAUGUAAACAAUGGGAAUUGGAUAAAAUUGUUGAAAUGAGACGUACGCGACGUGUGGUACAGAGGAUAACAGCACGAUUACGUGAGAAAAAUUUCCGAACUAUACAAAAAGCUCGCAGUAUGCGACAACGAAAAAAAGAGCUAUUCAAAGCGAAAUCAAGCAACCAGAUGAACGACUUAAUGGUAACUAACAACACAUCUCCACCAACUUACUCCAUAAAUCCGCCUACACAGUACGGUACUUCGCCGCCGCCUAGCUAUGAGGAUGCACUUUUGGAUGAAUUUUUCAAUGAAUGUCGACCAAUACGGUACUAA
Messenger RNA from Acanthocheilonema viteae, 474 nucleotides. The record is from the annotation of a GenBank genome assembly. Lineage: Eukaryota; Metazoa; Nematoda; Chromadorea; Rhabditida; Onchocercidae.